Molecule: messenger RNA, 1409 nt
Organism: Heterocephalus glaber (naked mole-rat)
Lineage: Eukaryota; Metazoa; Chordata; Mammalia; Rodentia; Bathyergidae
Gene: Ssmem1
Product: serine rich single-pass membrane protein 1
Source: RefSeq, a predicted model, not a curated record
GUGGGAGGCUGGGAGCCCAAGACUAACACAUCAUUGUCACCAGGGUUAGCUUUUUCUGAGACCUGUCUCUUUAGUUUACAAGUAGCCACCUGAUCUCAUGUUUUCAUGUGGCAUAUGUACAACUUUAUGGGAAAAAUAGAUUGAAGUAGGGCUGGGGUUGUAGCUCAAUGAUAAAGCCCUUGCCUACCAUGUGUGAGGCCCUGACUACCAGAAAAAAAAGGAUUGAAACAGAAUGAAUGAUAUUGAGGCAUGGAGGAAAGAUACCAUAAAGUUUUAUAGAAGUAAUUUGGAGAAAUCUUCCCAAAUCUUGGAAAUCCAAGAAGUCAGUUCCGGUAACGGUUACUUAAGUAUAUGUCAUAAUCAGUUGCCAUGGAAGCUGUUGUAUGUUACAGAGUGAAAUAGUUCCCAUUCACCUUUGAGCAUGUUUUCUUUUCUAAGCAAGAAGCCAUCAUGGGAGCCCUUUUGUCCUUAUUUUGGGAGGUGGAUCCUCCCCCUGUACCUUUAAGUCAUUAUAACCCAAUUCAAGAUUAUGAAUGCCAGAAGGAUGACUCUUGCUGGGUGAUUGGGAGCUUCCUGCUUUGGUACUUUAUCAUUUUAUCAGUCCUGGUGUUCCUCUGUCGGGCUUCUGUCUGGAUAUCUGAGAAUAAACUGGAUGGAGACAUUGGGACGAGUGCAUCAGUGAGUAAAGCAAGCAGAGAAAAUUCCUAUCAGCGGCAAAGCAAAGGUGGUUGCUGGGACUCUUCACAAGUGAUGAAGAAACAAAAGCAGAGUCAACUUGCCCCCAUCACUGACUCAGAAGUAGCUUUGGUCAGGUGCCAUUUUGAAGGCCACAAGGCGAAUCAGAUUCAAGACAGUGAAACCACCGAGGGUGACAGUGAAGAAUCCAACUCGGGAGCCUCUUCGUGGAAGGAGAGUGAAAGUGAAUACCACCCCUCACCAGUCAGCAUUCAGAAGAGAAAAGUAGCUCAGAGGCACCAGACUCUGGGAAGUCACCAAGCCCGAGAAAAGUCUUGCCUCCACUGCAAAGCCAUGAGAACCAAUGAAUGGUUGACACGUCAUUUCCUACAAAGAGCUUCUGGAAGGGUUCCCACAAAAGAAGGUACUCAAGAGGAAAGUUCCAUACCUGAGAUCAACACAAAGUUCAGUAAAAUUUGAAUUUUGUCGAGCCUUUACCUUAUUUGAAGCCAAAUGGAAGAGAUGAAUAAAAUAUGAAAAAUCACCAGAGUCCUAGGUGAGGAGACUUUCAUAAUAAAAUCUCUCUACUAACAAAAACAUACUUGGAAUCCAAGAGGUAAAAUUUCAGACAAUUCUUUGUUCCAAAAAAGGCCAGUGAAUAUGUGCAUGGCACCAUGGGAACACUGAAGCUCUGGAUCCAUUAUGAUUUUUUUUUUUUACUCAAAAGAGCACAG